This is a messenger RNA of Triticum aestivum (bread wheat), 1775 nucleotides long. RefSeq lists its product as uncharacterized. The record is from RefSeq and is a predicted model, not a curated record. The transcript is spliced from 2 exons. Bases 962 to 1444 code for a protein of 160 amino acids. NCBI's taxonomy places the organism in Eukaryota, Viridiplantae, Streptophyta, Magnoliopsida, Poales, Poaceae.
GGGAUGGCGAUUUCCCAUACCGCAGGGUGGUAACUUCUUUCUCCAUGCGCAAUGUGGUCCCAUCAAAUAACAUCUCCUUCCGUGUGAUUUAAGGCGGAAGUUUUCUUUCUCUAUCUUCUACCUCUUCCUCCGGCGCUUUCUACAGUUCCCCUUCCCCGCUGCUCCAUCCUACAGUCAUGUGCCACCAUCAUUUUCGCCAUGUGUUUCAAGAGAGGUGCGAGCAAGAGGACAUCUGAUGCCCCCCCGGCGCCUAAGCGCCUGCCCGAAAGGUUGACAGGUCGGAACACCCGUACAUUGAUGGCCGCCGCAGAGGAGAUGGCUUUGGUGGUACAUGAGGGCGCAAGUUCGCCUCCGAAGGCGAAGAUGGAAAAUCCGCCCAUCCUUUCUCCUUUGAUUCUGAGGAUAGCAACCCAGCUUCGGGAGCGUGUCCUGGCUUACGGCGUUCCCGCGGAGCGUCCUCUACUUCCCGCUACCGUGGCUCACCCUAGCGAGGACUUUCCGGCAAUCCGGCGGGAGGAGUCCAUUUUUUUCAGUUUUGUGCUGGUGGUGCUUGUCCCCCUAUUUGCCAGGUUCUUUUUGGAUAUUCUUGAUGCUACCACAUUAACUUGAUUCAUUUGACACCCAACUCCAUCCUCAAUUUGUCUAUUUUCUCUCAUUUCUGUGAGAUGUUUGUCGGGGUUAUGCCCUCAGUGGCCCUAUGGCGUUGUACCCUACUUCCCAGUGCGACCCUCGAAUUCCUGGGAGUUGUUACUUCUGCUUGCGUGGUCACCACGAGGUAGAGUACCCGGCGCAUCAGUUUCGUUCCAAAUGGGACGAUUGGGAAAAGUCCCGGUGUUACAUCUAGGCAGAUGUGGGGUUAUCUACCUGGAUCCCUACUACGAGGGCGGUUCAUCGGGACGACUGGCAAAUCCCCUCCCAUGAAGACUACAAGAUGUGACCCGUUUCUGAUCUGGUGCACUUGAUGCGCUCCAGGGGGCUGACGACCGCCAAGGUGGUUGCUGAUUUUGUCAGGCGCCGUUUGCCUCCUCUGAAGAAGCGGAACCGGGCCGCCUGGACAUAUACGGAUGUGAAUGUCAUCGGUCGGACCCACUUCGGCCCAAAUAGCGUCCUUAGCGACGUGGCCAUGCUGAAGGUGGUGAAGAAGAUCCUGGUGGAUGAUUGCAGCUCCUUGGCCCCUCCAGAGGGAGUGGCGCCCCUGGCUGAGGAUCGCAUUCGGUUGGAGAUUCUCCACUACCUCCCUCUCUGCGACUCCAAAGGUGUCUGCCAAGGUUCAUCAGGGACGAUUCAGAUUGGGCAGCCGACUAGGACGACCGGGGAGGACUUCCUGAAUCGUAGUCCCGACAAAUGCUGCAACUACCGCCCAAUUUUUCCACCAGCUCCUUUUGGGGUUUCAUUUCUCGCCUGCAGGCCAGUGCUUUUGAGAACAACCUUCAUGAAUUUCUGACCUAGGGGAAGGGAGGUGGUCGACACCAAUCUCUUCACCAUGUCCCUCACCUCCCCGACUGCCUCCCCGGAACUGCUGCCCCACCAAGUAAUGGGGUUCAAAGCGGUCGCCUGGGCACUGGGCCUGGACCCAGUGGCGGACCUAGAGGCCCUGUACUAGGCAGCGGCCCCAUGCAUAGACUUACCCGAAGAGUUAAUCGAGGUCGGCCCCUCGGGGUACCUCAGUUCUCCUGAGGACGCCGCUCAGGGAGGGGGUGUAACACCCCGGAUGUAACUUUCCAUAUUUGUAACUCCAACUCUUGCCAUUUUCGGCUAUGUGUUAUGAUAUUCCC